GUGACUUGGAAGCGUUUGUGUUGCUGCGGGGUGUAAGCAGUACUCAGCGCACGCACAGACUAUGCCAAUUUCAUCUGGUAAACCCUGCCCUCUGGUUCCAUCACAGUUAUCUAGGGCUCAGUGCUUAGUUACCUAAUAGAAGAUCUCCUUAUUCCGUUUUGAAUGGUUCUCAGCUUUCAAAUUUUUCCAAAGUAGACCUUUUAUAAUUAAAAUAAGAAACUUGAAAGUUAAGUUUUGACUGUGGGUAAGCAUAUAAAAUAUACACAUAAGGUCAGGAGUCUUAAAAAAAUCUCCUAUUUGCUGACUAUGUGUCUAUAAGAUUUCAUACUUUUGAAUUAGAUAUUUGUUGAAAUCAGGUAUUACAUCUUACUUUUGAAAUAAACAUUUAUAUAUGUAGUUGCUUUGGACUUUGAAGCUGUGCCUUGUUUAUUAAUAUAGUUUCCUCGAAAGAGAAGCUGGAGACUAGCAGAGUUCAAAACAUAUUAGGGAGGUAUUAAUUCAGUCCUUCUUAAAGGUGGACAAACAGCUCUUUUUAGUUUUUGUAAUUCACACCUGUGAUUAUAUUUCUUCCAAAAUAUUACAUGAAGUGUAUCAGGAUUUAUUUUUUCACAAAAGUUAAUUCAAUGUUAGAUAUGCAAGAGGAAAUAUGAAUGAAAAUUAACAAAUGUUUGGAUGACAUAAAAGUAUGAGCAAACAGGCACACUCAUACCAUUUUUCAUGAGAACUGUAUUUUGUGCAUCACUUAUAAAGUCACUAAAAUUUGUAUAUCUAGGUGUUAUAACUGAUGUAGCCCUAAUUUCCAGGACAUGUUUAAUUAGCAGAUGGUUUUAAACUCACUGAUAUUUGGUCAUCAUCAUAAGAUGUAUGUAUACAUGUAUGUGUGUGUAUAUGUAUGUGUAUAUAUUAUAUAUGUGUUUGUAUAAAUUAUAUGUGUGUAUAUAUACACACACAUAUAAAUACACACCUACAUAUACAAUUUGCAGAUAGAAUUACAUAUAAUUUGAGAAAAAAACUUUUUAUAUGUCUGAAGUUCAAAAACAGAAUUAUUUCAUGUUAAACAAUUUAUUAGGAAAUGGGAGGGUGCAAAACAGACAUUGUUUUUUGCUCUUUAAAUGGACAUUUUAUAUUACUAGGGAUUUCCUUUGAAGAAAAAGAGUUGAAUUUUAAGACUUCAUGACAUUUGUCCCUUAGUUUUUCUACCCAGUCCCAGCAAUCCAUCAGUCAUGAAUACUGAAGAUCACUGUCCUUGUUUUUCUUCCUCUUUAUUCUUUCCUUAAAUAAAAAACAUAUUUUUACUUUUAAAAAUGCAAAUCAAUGAUCUAUUUCCCUGGCAGUUACAUUUAACAACAGUUCUUUCUUUGGAUUAUUUUUGGAAAAUGUUUCUUUAAAAAAUAAUUCUGCCAGAAACAGUUAUAUCAUACAUCUUCAAUGAUCACUGAAUUCUAUUUCAAAAAGAACUAAACAUUUCUACCUAAGAUAUCCACAUGACAGCUAACAUAAGGAUUGAAGCUGAUCAAAGGUAAGCUUUUUAAUUUUUAUUCAAAUUUAGUCAGUAUUCAUAUUUAAUUAAAAAAGAACUGAUCAUUUUACCAACCUUUAUCAUUAGCAGGAAUAUACAUUUUAUUCAAUACCAGAGGUCGUUUGCAGAUCCAUUCUUAAUUAUGCAAAAAACCCUUAUAACACAGGUAUGUAUUAAUCUAUAUUUAUCAUAUAUAGUAUGUUAUAUAGACAGCAGUAUAAAAAGCGCCAUUUAGAUUAAGACUAUUAUUUUGACAAUGCUGGUUUUUAAAAGCAUGUGACUUAGACAACAUCUUUCUUUUUAAAAAGAACUGUUUGCAAUGUCUUGAUGUUAGCAGCCAUAGCAGUCUUAUAAGUAGUUCUCUUAGCCAAGAUGAGGCAUAUUAAAUGUUUGGAUAGCUGUAAAAAAUAUAGACUUCAUAAUAUUACUGUUAGGGACCAACUCUUGAAGAAGGGAGGCUGUUAAGUGUUCUGAGGUCUGGUGAAUUUAUUAUUCAUUUAUAAGACUGCAACUUCAUGAACUUUUUCCCUUACCUCACUAGGUUUUCCAUAUUACUUAAGGAUCUUUUUCUAUAAGAAACUUGGGUUGAUCCAAAAAGUAGUACUUUGGCAAGUCCAGUUUUCCAUAUUACUUUAAUCUAAACCCACUGAACAAUAUUGGCUAAAACCCAAGCAGAUAUUUUUUGACAGUGGCUGGAUUGUGUCUGUUAUGAGAGGAAACAGGUGAGAAAGUGUCUAGACUGGAAAGACCCCAGAAUCUUCCAGCUAGAGAUGCUGGGAAAUUAUAAUCCUGAAAAUUAUAGAUCCUGAAAAUUAUUAGGGGUAUGAAAUUUGUGAGUCUUGCAUUUGAGCACUAAGUUUAAUAUCGCUUAAUGUAGGUAGGUUAACUGAAAUUGGCAGUCUUUGCUAUGUUUAUGUUUCCCUGUGUUCCAUUUUCUUAUUUGUUUCUAGUUUACUGUAUCUCUGAAUAUCAUGUGGCUCUUUCUUAACUGCCUUUAAUCUCCCCUGUGUAAAGACAUAAAGCAGUGAAUUUAAUGACAACUCCUGGGUGUUUUGGGUAAUAUGUUAUGCAUGAAUGGGCGUUUUUGAUUGCCUAUGUCUGUUGUCAAUGUUUUGAAAUUUUUUCAGCUAUUCUCAUGUUCGUUUAUUGAGGAUUUGAAAUCAUUUGGAUUUGGACCACUCAGUGUGCAUAUGUUACUGAGGUGUGGGAUAAAAUGCAACCAUAAAUUUCAAAUUGAGUGUGUGAAAGAGGGGGAAGAGAAAUAUCAAAUGAAGGGGAAAGAAAAAAAAAUCCACCAGAUGACAAAAUCUUGUAUUUUAAAGACUGACUGAAAUAGUACCUUUUCUGUGCUUGGCACUAUAUUAGGAGCUGAGGAUACAAGAUCUAAGCACAACUAUCAAUGCAGAACACAGAACAUGGCCUGAUACCCAGUAGUGCCAUUGCUGGAUCAAAAUGGUAGAUAUGGAGGUUUCUCAAAGAUCUCCAACCUUUAGAGGCCUGGUGGAAGAGGAGGAACAAGCAAAGCACAGUGAAGAGUCCUUAAGAACGUAUUACAGGAUGGGAAAUGAGAAAUAACUGCAGUGCAAGCCUGAUGAAUGUAAUUCACCUUGGGGAAUAGGUGUCACCCUGAGCAACACCAGUACUGUCUCCUCAAAUAUGAGCCAAAAGGUGUGUCUCAGGCAGUUUCGACGAGAGUUUCUCCCUACACUUCUAGAAAUUUGCAAGACAAGUUUACAGAAAUUACUCCUCUUUAUUUCCCAGUAAAGAUAAUGUAAUAGAUCUAUAGAAUAUUAGAAUAGUCUUCUGGCCAGCGGAGGACUUGAGGGAAAUAAUUAAAAUCCACACAUUCUUUCCUUUUAUGGAACAAAUAAAAUGUACAAGCAAUGUCCUUGUGGAAUCCACUGUACUGGGCCAGCAUGAUAUGGCUGUAAUCUUAGUUGUGGUUUCCAAAUUUAGCUUGCUUGGGACAAUUUCUUUUUGGUACUUUGCUGGUGAACAGGAUAUGUGAUACCAUUAAUUUAGCCUUUAUCAAAAACUAGUUCAAGACCAAUAGCUCCUUCUAGAACACAACAUUUUAGCAGAAUAGAGCAAUAUUUCCCUAAGUAAUAGGUCAUAUUUCACAGAGGAGUGUUAGUUUUCUGGGGUAGUGGGUAUAAUUAAAAAAAAGUGAUAGGUAGAUAGAAAGAUAGGUAGGUAGGUAGAUUAGAUUAAAUUGGAUUAGAUUUGAUGAGAUAGAUAGGUUUUGUGUUCAGGGGAAAAGGAGGUUAAGCAAGCCUAAGUAGGUUUUUUGGUUGAAGGUCUUCUCAGAACUUCUAAUGUGUCAAUAUGCCUUGUAGAUCUCUAAGUGGCAGGGGCAGAGAUUGGGGUACAGAUUUCCCAAACGUAUUUGUUUAAGAAACCUGCUUUUCUCCCCCAGAAUCUUUUGUGGAAGUUUUGCCUCAUGAAACACAAUUUCAGAAAUAAUUUAUAAAUGAUGACUGUGUAGAAUGUUUUUCUUGUUAGGGUUUUCAGUUUAGGUAAGGCCAAGGCAUUUUUUUAAUAACACAUUGAAAACUAGAUAUGAUAUCAAGAGAAAAAGAGUUAUGCUUGGCUACUUAGAAUGAUGUAUUAUUUUUAAUAAAUAUGUAUCUUCUGUCAUCAGUAUUACUAUUCCUUGUAGGGUAUUUUUUAUGCCCAACGCUAAUAUGCUAUGACUUGGUAAAACUAAUUUCCCCUAGGAUUUAAAUAACCAGAUUAAUAAAUCGUGAGUUGUAGAGAGUCUUGGAAUUGCCUGAAUUGGCAUUAAAAUAUUUGUUUUGAAAAAUGUAUUUUUAACCUUGGUUUUACAUAACCAAGGACAUAUACCACAUUAUAAAUAUUGUGAUGGUUUAUUUUUCCAAACUUUUCUGAAUGUGGGGUACCCAUUGAGUAAUAAUGCACAUCGCCAAUGAAUUUGUAAAAAUUGACAUGAUGAGUAGAAUUGCAGAAUUCAAAGAUGAUGAUGAUUAUUUUUGAAACAGUGAUGUUUCUAGAAUUGUUAAAUUAUAUAUCAACGUGUUAACUGCAACUUCUCAUGUUUAAUGAUGUUUACAAUUAAUACAAUACCAUACUCGCCAGUAUAAGACUAACAGUCAUCAUUAACUCAGAAUAGAUUCUUUGAAGUGGUUCAAAGGGCUUUUCAUAAUAAAUAACUAGCCUCUAAUCAGCUAAUAUAAAGUGGGUAUUUUUUAGGAUGUGAGAAGUACUGGUGUGUCUGAUACAACAUAUAAUUUGGGUUAACAAAAUGAGUUUGAAUGAUCCAGAUUCUCUACCCCAAGUCAGAAAGAAGUCCGACAUUCCAGUGAAAGCUUUAUUUAGACAGAGAUGAGGAGUCUUUGAGAUAACAGGCUUUGGACUGUGCUAUCUUGAGUGUUAGAGCUGAGUAGUUUUUGUGGAAUCUCUAAGUCCUUUUUAUACUCUUUUAUGAAUGAAUAGAAUUAGUAAAAGAUAAAUAAAUUUUCUCUUUUGGAUUUCUUAACCAGUGGAAAAAAUGUUGACUUUAAAAGUUCAUAAAAUCAAGUUUUGCCCAAGAAUAUGUUAUGUCCACUUGUGAGGCCAGCCUGGUAGACCUCUGGGAUCCUGUUCUGUUCACUCACACACCACUGAGAUAAGCAGUGAAGUGUGGGCUAAAUAGGGCUGAGGCUUGGGCAAGGUCGUUUCGAACAGAGCACUAGAGACAUCAGCAUCUCAAGGGCGCUGUGGUACGAAAAAGGACGCCACAUGAGUAAAUUUUAAAAAUAAAUAUUUUAAAGGGUAAAAAUGAGGGUCCCUGUAUUUGAGGAUGUAAAAGAUGAAACUGAAGAAGAAACAACAGGGGAAGAAGAAAAUGAAGAAGACCGGGUCUUCUAUAAGCCUGUUAUUGAAGACUUAAGCAUGGAAUUGGCCAGAAAAUGCACGCAACUCAUUAGUGAUAUCCAUUAUAAAGAAGAGUUUAAAAAGUCCAAGGAUAAGUGUACAUUUGUGACUGACACUCCUAUGCUAAACCAUGUAAAAAAUAUUGGUGCUUUUAUUUCUGAGGCAAAAUAUAAAGGCACCAUUAAAGCAGAUCUUUCUAAUUCUCUUUAUAAGCGGAUGCCAGCCACGAUUGACAGUGUUUUUGCAAGAGAAGUUACACAGCUCCAGAGUGCGGUGGCCUACAAGCAGAAACAUGAUGCUGCCAAAGGAUUCUCAGAUUAUGCCCACAUGAAGGAGCCCCCUGAGGUUAAACAUGCCAUGGAGGUCAAUAAACACCAAAGUAAUAUUUCUUAUAGGAAAGACGUGCAGGACACUCACACCUACAGUGCAGAGCUCAACCGACCAGACAUCAAGAUGGCAACCCAGAUCUCUAAGAUCAUAAGCAAUGCAGAAUACAAGAAAGGACAAGGAAUAAUGAAUAAAGAGCCCGCUGUAAUUGGAAGACCAGAUUUUGAACAUGCCGUGGAAGCUUCUAAACUUUCUAGUCAAAUUAAAUACAAAGAAAAAUUUGAUAAUGAAAUGAAGGAUAAGAAACAUCAUUACAAUCCUCUUGAAAGUGCUUCUUUUAGGCAGAAUCAGCUUGCUGCUACAUUGGCAAGCAAUGUGAAGUACAAGAAAGACAUUCAAGAUAUGCAUGAUCCAGUUUCAGAUCUCCCAAAUUUGUUGUUUUUAGACCAUGUUUUGAAAGCCAGCAAAAUGCUCAGCUGCCGAGAAUAUAAAAAGAUCUUUGAGGAAAACAAAGGAAUGUAUCAUUUUGAUGCAGAUGCUGUGGAACAUCUGCACCAUAAAGGCAAUGCCAUCCUCCAAAGUCAGGUUAAAUACAAAGAAGAAUAUGAGAAAAAUAAGGGAAAGCCAAUGCUUGAAUUUGUUGAGACACCAUCGUAUCAAGCUUCAAAGGAGGCUCAAAAGAUGCAAAGUGAAAAAAUUUACAAAGAGGAUUUUGAGAAGGAGAUUAAAGGAAGGUCAUCACUGGAUUUAGACAAGACUCCAGAAUUUUUACAUGUAAAGUACAUCACCAACCUUCUGAGGGAGAAAGAAUAUAAAAAAGAUUUGGAAAAUGAAAUAAAAGGGAAAGGAAUGGAACUUAAUUCAGAAGUUCUUGACAUCCAAAGAGCAAAGCGAGCCUCGGAAAUGGCGAGUGAGAAAGAAUACAAGAAAGACCUGGAGUCAAUAAUUAAAGGGAAGGGAAUGCAAGCUGGCCCUGACACCCUUGAAAUGCGGCAUGCCAAGAAGGCGGCAGAGAUCGUGAGUGAGAAAGACUAUAAAAGAGAUCUGGAGACUGAAAUUAAAGGGAAAGGGAUGCAGGUGAGCACGGACACUCUUGAUGUCCAGAGAGCUAAGAAAGCAUCCGAGAUGGCCAGCCAGAAACAAUACAAGAAGGACUUAGAAAAUGAAAUUAAAGGGAGAGGAAUGCAAGUGAGCAUGGAUAUCCCAGAUAUCCUUCGAGCCAAGAGGACAUCUGAAAUCUAUAGCCAGAGAAAGUAUAAAGAUGAAGCAGAGAAGAUGCUUUCUAACUAUUCUACCAUAGCAGAUACUCCUGAAAUUCGGAGAAUUAAGACAACUCAACAAAACAUUAGUGUGGUAUUUUAUAAGAAAGAAGUAGGAGCUGGCACUGCAGUAAAACAUACCCCAGAGAUCGAACGAGUGAAGAAAAAUCAGCAGAAUAUUAGUUCAGUGAAAUACAAAGAAGAGAUUAAACAUGCAACAGCCAUUUCCGAUCCUCCAGAACUAAAGAGAGUUAAAGAAAACCAGAAGAACAUCAGCAAUCUCCAGUAUAAAGAGCAAAAUUACAAAGCCACUCCGGUAAGCAUGACCCUGGAGAUGGAGAGAGUGAGGCGAAACCAGGAGCAGCUGAGUGCGGUAAAAUAUAAGGGAGAACUUCAACGGGGAACUGCAAUUUCUGAUCCACCAGAGCUGAAGAGGGCAAAAGAAAACCAGAAGAACAUCAGCAAUAUUUAUUACAAAGGUCAUCUGGGAAGAGCUACUGCUUUAAGUGUAACUCCUGAAAUGGAAAGAGUGAAGAAGAAUCAAGAAAAUAUUAGCUCGGUAAAAUAUACCCAGGACCGUAAACAGAUGAAAGGUAGACCAAGUCUGAUUUUAGAUACACCUGCUAUGAGACAUGUUAAAGAAGCACAAAAUCAUAUUUCAAUGGUAAAAUACCAUGAAGAUUUUGAAAAAACCAAGGGGAGAGGCUUUACUCCUGUCGUGGAUGAUCCGGUGACAGAGAGAGUGAGGAAGAACACCCAGGUGGUCAGCGAUGCUGCCUAUAAAGGGGUCCACCCUCACAUCGUGGAGAUGGACAGAAGACCUGGAAUCAUUGUUGACCUCAAAGUUUGGCGCACAGAUCCUGGCUCCGUCUUCGACCUCGAUCCCCUGGAAGACAAUAUUCAGUCUAGAAGCCUACAUAUGCUGUCUGAAAAGGCGAGUCACUGUAGGCGACAUUGGUCUCGAUCCCAUUCCAGCAGUACUUUUGGUACAGGUCUCGGAGACGACAGGUCAGAAAUCUCAGAGAUUUACCCUAGCUUUUCAUGCUGCAGUGAGGUAACAAGACCGUCUGAUGAAGGAGCACCUGUUCUUCCCGGAGCCUAUCAGCAAAGCCAUUCCCAAGGCUAUGGCUACAUGCACCAGACCAGUGUGUCAUCCAUGAGAUCAAUGCAGCAUUCACCAAAUCUAAGGACCUACCGAGCCAUGUAUGAUUACAGUGCCCAGGAUGAAGACGAGGUCUCCUUUCGAGACGGCGACUACAUUGUCAACGUGCAGCCCAUUGACGAUGGCUGGAUGUACGGCACAGUGCAGAGAACAGGGAGAACAGGAAUGCUCCCAGCGAAUUACAUUGAGUUUGUUAAUUAAUUAUUUCUCCCUGCCCUUUGAGCUUUAUUCUAAUGUAUCCUAAACCUAAUCUUUUUAAAAGAUAGAAGAUACUUUUAAGACAACUUGGCCAUUAUUUUACAAUGAUGUAUCCUUCCUUUGACAAUUAGACACACAGGUACCAGGAAGAAGGAAUGACCUCUGGGCUGAAAACAGCAGCAUUUUCAGUAAUUCCUACAAACGAAAAUCAUUGUGUCUGGACACCUGGUGCUGCUAAUUGUGUUCAUGGUUUCCUUUGAUUGGCUAUUGAACCCUUCUGGGAAAUGUAUUUUUGUAGACUUUACUAGAGAUGUUGAUUGUCCCUUAAAUGUAGCGUGUAUAUGAAACUUCUUAGCUGUCACUUUGGAAUCACCCCAAGCCAAUUCUCUUAACUUGGUAAUGCAGCCAAUAAUUUAAAACCCAUUUUGCUUUUGAGUCAUGAGGCAAUUUCCAAUAUUAGUGAAAAUUGCCCAAUAUAACAAGUGUAAACAGUGGCAGAAGGACAGUCUGGUUAAAAUUAUAUUGACUGGUGGCCUUAGGGAUCUAGAAACUUCUACUAAACAGAGAAAUUUCCUUGUUCCCUAGGCUGACUGGGAUCUAUUUAUUUCUCAUUUGUACCAAGGCGUCUCCUACUCUCCAUUUAUAUUCUAUGGACCCAAGUCUAUGCUCCGUUCCACGGAACGCCAGGACCAAAUAACUUCACAGCUACUCUGCAAAGGGCAAAUUAUAGUGUCAUUGAUAUAAUUUCCCUAGUAGCACCUACCCUGUUGCAUGUCAUGUAGAUUCAAGCUUCUGUAACAUAGGCAGCUGCACUGCGCGUUCCUAUUAUUGAAGCAAAAAGGGUGACUGAUACCUAAAAACCCUUUCUUCCUCUAGUCGCCAGCUCAUCAGAAAACCAUCCUUUGAAAAGAUGCUUGAGAUUUUCCUCCUGCAUUGCACUCUAGUUUUGAAGGAUUUACACCUUAGGAAAUAACAUGUAUAAUCUAGUAAAUAAGCGAUUUAGGUGUUCUGUUGAACAGCUUUGAUUAACUUAAUGCCACCAUUGAUUUCAAAGUGAAGAAAAUGUAACAGGAGCCAAUGAAGCAAUGGAAGCUGGAGUGUGACUGGAAAAAUACCCGGCAAACAAAGUUACCAAUUCCAUACAGAGAUGAUCUGGUGUCUUCUUUUGGAAAAUGGUAUUCAAAUUCUGGAAUGGAAAUCUAGCCACCAAAACUGGUUAAUCAAAAGACGUCCUUUUCCGUCUUCUGGCUUUUAUUUUCUAAAUCAUGUUUAAGGGAAUGAAACAGGAAUGUCAUCAGAGAUUUUUCAGUACAGGCCCAAGAGCCUGUUCUCUAAGAAAGAAAUCGUUGUCAUGUUUUGAUUUUUGAAUAAGUGACUUUGCAGGCUUUCACUAGCCCUUGCUGGUGGGUCUUGAAAUUUCAUCCAGAGCCUGCAGUCAAGGUCACCAAGCCACUGGCGUCCAUCAGCAAGCCUGUGUCUUUCUGAUUGUGCCGUUUACUGUGACCUGCAACAGGGUAGCAUUUAUUUAGGGUCUGAUUUCACAGUUAUGAUAAAACCGAAAAAGCAAACAUUGCGAAAAUGUACUAAAAUGUAUGGGUUUUGGGGAUAUCUGCCUUAUAUGUUAUAUUCAAGGAAAUUAACAAAACAUCCUGUAAAACAUCUUUUAAGGAAGCGUUUACUAGUCCAAAGGCCAAAGCUAAUUUAUUUACACUUUAGAAAAGUUAGCACAUGCUUUUGAAAAUCUGUGAUUUCAUUUUAUUAGGCUGAAAGAGCAAAUAAGCUUUAUUACACUGAAGCAGCAUUUAUAUGUCACUGACAUAAAGUUGAAAAAAUAAAUGCAGGCAAAUAACUAGAGACUUCUUUAAAGGGAGUUUGGCUGGUUUUCUCUCAUUGAAAUGGUCAGUCAUGAUUAAAGUGAUAAAACCCCUUAUCUGUUUUGGUACAUUGUACACAACCCUACAAAAAUAAACUGAACUUGCAAUAUUUUUGCAAGAAUAUCUGUCAUUAAAACUGAGGAUAAAAUACCUGCUUAAUUUUAUUUUACUAAGUAUAUAUUUACGUUUCACCAGGGCAGGCCAUUUUCUUUUGUGAUUAUAAGAAAGAGUAGUUGUUGAUUAAAUGUUCAGACUAAAUGUAGGACAGGUACAAUUUUGGGAUAAAUAGCACAUUUAUAGGAACCGCGAUGAAAACUGACUUGAAAUAAUGCUUGUAAUCAGGAAAGUAAUUUCAUCCACCCAUUUCAAAACCAGAUUCACUGAACAUAAAAGUCAAUACAUAUUUGAGGAAUAAGUCUCCUAAAAGUUUAAGCUUCAUGUAAUAGUGUUUGCAUAGCAAAAUAUUUCUGCUUCAAGCCUUUAGGAAUUAAGAUCUGAUCAGAAUUCAACUAGAGGGUAGUUAUUUUACAAUGAAGACUGAAACUGAACAAGAUGUUGCAUGCUUUUGAGGCCAUAAUUUGGUAGUGUUGGCAGUUGUUAAUAAAGCUUGUCAGGAUGUUAAGAAUCUCAGGAGAAAUAUUGGAAAGGUAUAUGUAUAAAACCAAAGUGCUAUUUUUAAAAGCAUCAUUUAAACAAAAUUACAUGCCUGAACAACUUUUCCACUUUCCAUGUCCUUCCCUCCCACCUUCAAUGGGGCAACAAGUAUCUUGUGCAUAAAGCUGACAGCUAAAGAAGAUUUUAAAAAUUGAGUUAAAGAUGACUGUGUAAAUGUCCAAGCACAGAGAGCAUGCACCUGUCUUUCUGAAGUUUGAUGUGUUCUCAAGCCUGACAGAAGCACAAGGAACAGUUUGAUACACUUUUAAAAGGUUCUGAAAACAAAGCUGUAUGGGGAUCCUCUCUCUUUCUCUCAAGCAAAGUAUAGCAACAGAAUAUAUUGCUUUUGUCGUAAGCUUUUGUAGUAUGUUUUUACUGAUAAUUCUUGUUGUCUAGAAAGCUUUCUAUUUCUAACCUAUGGCAAAAUGAAUCCUUCAUGUCUUCUUGUUAUUGUUUACAUACUUGCAGUGUAGCCCAGUUUGAAAUAUUUAUCUGGUUAUCAAAUGUCCAUGGAGGAGGCUCUUGAUGAUCCCAGGUCUCCCCGACCUCCAUACACCACACAGGCAUUUGUAAGCACAGUUUCCUCAAGCACCUUGUAGGAAUAUGGAUAAGAUUAGACCAGCCCCUCUCUGGCCACUGGGUUUAUUUCUUGAAGAAGAUGCAGAUCUGGUUUUUCCAAUGUGCCACAGUCUUUUUACCUCUUCUCCAUGCUGAGCUUGACAGCACUCUGGGAAUGAGGAACGAGACUUUUCUAAAAAGACAGUGGAAGUUCAAAGGGUGUACCUUGUUUUCAGGUUCAUCCAUCUCCAGUGGAAUGUUUUAAAUAAAAGGUGAAGAAAACGUGUGUGAUCUUUAAUAACACAUCCCUAUAGAAAGUGGAUAAAAUAUAUACCAAAACUAUAAUACAGAUAUAUACAAAUAUAGGUGCCUUUUUGAUUACUCUUGUUUGUCUAGUAUGGUCUUGGAAAGAAAACCAAGCAAGAAAGUUGCUGCGUAUUCUGUAGUAAUAUUUUAUUACACAUGAUUGAUAUUUUUGUGGUAGGGAAGUAGGAUGCUCCUGACAGAUAUUAAAGGUGUUAGCUGAUGAUUGUAUUUUAUCUCUAAAGAUUUAGAACUUUAGAAAAUGCCCACUUCUUCCCGCUAUUUCUGAAAGGUUCUUUGUGGAUUUAUAUACAGUUGAGCUAUAUAAACAUUAACUUUAGAUUUGGGAUUUAAAAUGCCUAUUGUAAGAUAGAAUAAUUAUGAGGCUGGAUUCACUACACAAGAUGAACUUCACUUCAUAAAUUAAUUAUACCUUAGCGAUUUGUUUCUGAUAAUCUAAAAGUGGCUAGAUUGUGGUUGUUUUGGGUAACAUGAUAUGGAGGUGGGAGAGCUUUUAGUUAAGUAAGAAGCUAUGUAAACUAACAAGGAUGCUAAAAUAAAAGUCUCUGAAGUAUUCCAUGCCUUUUGGACCCUUUCCUGGCAACUAACUGUCAACUAUUGAUCAAAAAAGUCAAGGCAUUGUAUGUUGCUUCUGUGGUUAUUAUUUCAUGAUGCUUAGACUACUUGAAUCCAUAAACUUGGAAGAAUCUUUGAGCAAAUUUUCUCAAUUGUCUGUAUGACUUCAGUAUAUUCAUGGGAAUUCCAUAGGAUUUUUGUGUUUGAUAUAUGGUAUCCAGUUUGCAUAGUAUCUACUUCUUUGUAAUCCAGUUGCUGUUAAGAAUGAUGUACUUUAAAGGAAAAGAGAAAACUGCAUCACAGUCCCAUUCUCCAGUGUCCAUGCAAUGAAUUGCUGAGCAUUUAGGAAGCAUCACCAGGUGUAUUACAGGCAUGAUGUGAAACUUGAUAUUUGACCUGUGAUCAAAAUUGAACCAUUGUGCAGUUUGGCUUCUAUUUGCUUCAAAAUAUGUAGAAUUGUGGUUGAUGAUUAAUUUGCAAGACUAACUUUGAGAGUGUAACAGUUUUGAAGAAAACAUUGAAUGUUUUCCAAAUGAAGGGGCUUCACAGAAUGUUACAAUGUUAUUAAUAUAAUUUGGCUUUUGUUAUGCAAAUUGUUAACACCAGCUAUUAAAAUAUAUUUUAGUAGAAAUGCUUUAAUUCAUAUUUUUUUCCUCUACACUGUGAAUCUUUAAGCCUUGGUGGACUAGAGCAACAUCGCGCUGCCCAAAGGACUAACCUAUGCAAACUAGUUCACAUUUUAGUGGAUGUCGCAGUUAAUGUGUAAUAAGACAUUAUUUCCCCUGCAUAAUGUACAACAGCAUUGAAAUGACAUAUUAAGCCUAGCAUCACAUUGUAUAGUAUAGUCACUCACAAACCCUUCAAGGCUACCCUAAUCAUUAACAUUAAUAUUUGUUUAAAAGCAAAUCACCGAUUUAGCUAUUGAAACUACUUGAAUGACGGCAAACCAGGAAUGACAGAUGGCUGUGUCAGCAAUGGCUUUAAUGUGUUCCCUGCAAGUGAUCUCCUAUGAUAAAACUGUGUUCUCAAAUGCACUCUCUUCAGGGUCUUAAUAUUCUGUGUCUUCUCUCUGUAUUUGUAAAACAUUAUAACACAUUAAUUUCCUAUCUCUACACAUUUGGUUUGCUUAAAUAAAUGCAGGAUAUAAAAAAAUGGUUCUACUUCUUGGCUCUCACCGUGGUUUCCUGGAGCAUGGGUUGUUAGAUGUAAGUAAUGCACCCUCAUAAUACCCUGGGUCUGAGUAACAUGACAGCUCACAUCAAAUCACAUCAGAGGUGUGUGCUGGCUUCAGUGUAUUUACAUUGCUGAAUCAGUCAAGAUAUUUUCCUCCCCCAAAUGAACUUAGUUGUAAGUAAUAACAGUAUUAUGCUUUUCCAAGCUCAGUAUCUUUCUGAUUUUAUAUCAAAGCACUGCAACAAUGCUUCAUUGUAGUUAACUUCUUUCAAGAAUAAAUUCCUCAUAUGUCCUCAAUAGUACAGUUCUAAUUUCCUUAUAUUCGUAAGAUAAAAGAAAUGGCUUGGAGCAGAGAAUAGAAAGUGCGCAAAUUGAGUACAUAAAAUGGGAAGAAACUGAUUUCUCAGCUAAGAAAGGCUCAUUUAUCAUAGAACACAAUUGCUUUUUUUUCCCCCCUACGCUUCCGAUAAUUGAAAAAGUGAGUGAUUCCCUAUUUUUCACUCUCACAUAAAUCUAUGCGAUUUGGAUGCUAGUCUUACUGUAUUAUUUUGUAAAAGUUGGUCUUUGGCUCAUAAUCCUUCCUAAUUGUAAAUUGAUAAACUUUGCGGAUGACAUCUCAUAGAAUAAACACUUCCUCCAAA
Molecule: messenger RNA, 14117 nt
Organism: Chlorocebus sabaeus (green monkey)
Lineage: Eukaryota; Metazoa; Chordata; Mammalia; Primates; Cercopithecidae
Gene: NEBL
Product: nebulette
Biological process (GO): cardiac muscle thin filament assembly
Cellular component (GO): focal adhesion; Z disc
Molecular function (GO): actin filament binding
Source: RefSeq, a predicted model, not a curated record